UCCUCACAUCAGUGUGACGGGCACGCGCCGCGGUUCGUUAACAAAGUGAAGAGAACUUAGUCUGGAGGACAGUUCUGGAGUUCGGGUUCGGGAGGACGGGUUCGGGUGAAAGAACAGUCUGGGACUCACUGUGUGCUGUGUUCCGGCAGUGGGAUGAGUCCAUGAGGACCAGAGACCCGGAUCAGUGAGACCAGAGACCCGGAGAUCAUGGCGGAGGGUCCCCGCUUCAAGAGGCGCAAACAGGCCAACCCCCGCAGGAAGAUCCACGUCUUAAACUAUGACAGCGUGUUGGAGACACCUUCAGAGACAGAUGAGGACGACAGGACACAAGUCUGUGAUGAGCCCAGCUUCACAGCAAGAGGAAGUGAGGACGGGGGGGAUUUUGAAGAAGCAGACAGCCCUACUGGUGGACCACCUCCGGAGGCAUUGUCCCAAGAGACUCAUGUCCUGCUGUCCCCCCAGGAGUGCUGUGAGGACGAUGGAUGUCUUGAUAACAGCAGUUGUGACAAUGACACUGCAGGUCCAGAGCCGUCUCAGCAGGAUGUUGGACCAAGUGCAGAGGGUCAGAUGGACAGAAUCCAUGAGCUGGAUGACUACUACCUGGAGCGUAAACUGGAGGAGGGUGUUGGUCAUCCAGAAACCAUUGUUGAAUAUCUGCAGUGCAGCAACACAGCCAUCAUUUACCCAGAAGCCCCGGAGGAGGCAACAAGACUGAGCACGCCUGAGGCCACUGGUCAAGAUGAGGGGGAGCAUGACCUGCCGCUCAGCACCACAGAUGACUUUGCUCAGCUGCUGACGUGUCCCUACUGUGAGCGAGGGUACAAGCGUCUGACGUCGCUGAAAGAACACAUCAGGUAUCGCCAUGAGAAGAUGGAGGAGAGCUUUACCUGCCCACUCUGCAGCGACGCCUUCGUGCAGCGAGCUCAGCUGGAGCGUCACAUGACCUCUCACAAGUCUGCCUCGGACCAGCCUCCGCUGCUCAGUGAAGGAGCUGCAAACCGCAAGUUCAAGUGCAGCGAGUGUGGAAAAGCCUUCAAGUACAAGCACCACCUGAAGGAGCAUCUUCGUAUUCACAGUGGUGAGAAACCGUACGAAUGUUCCAACUGCAAGAAGCGCUUCUCUCACUCCGGAUCCUACAGUUCUCACAUCAGCAGUAAGAAAUGCAUCGGUCUGGUUGCUCUUAAUGGACGAAUGUGUAAUGGAAACAAGGCUGGCUCUUCCCCUAACUCCACAACUUCCUCACGUGAAAGCCCCGCCCUUGCUCAUUUUCGGCACAAACUAGAAAAUGAGCGACCACUUGGCCCAUCAGAUCAGCCAGGAUUGCUGGACAUCAAAGCUGAGCCAAUGGACUUUAAUGAGUAUCGGCUGCUGACAGCUUCACAACAUGGGUUUGGGGGACCAGUGGUCUACCUGAACGGUCAAAGCAGAAGUCCCAUGGGCAUCCAUAGCUCCUCUCAGACCACCCUUCAAAAUCUGGGAGGCAGGGGACUUGACCUAUCUUUUCUGGGCUAUACAGGACCUAUUGGGAACAGCCUGAGUGAGGUCCAGAAGGUACUUCACAUUGUGGACAAUACUGUGUAUAGACAGAAGAUGGAUAGUAAUCCAGAGGAAAUAUCCAAGCUCAGAGCGUACAUUAAGGAGCUAGGGGCCCAAAUGGAGGCCCAGGCUAGUUUUCAUAUGAUGGGCCAGUGCAGCUCCACUAAGAGCAUCAUUGACUACACACUGGAGAAAGUCAAUGAUGCCAAGAACCUGAUCAAUGAAUCCAAGAUGCAAAAGGAUGUGAAAAAAGAGAAAUCAGUUGAUUUCAUCAGUGAACACAAGUCCUCUGAUGAACAGAAUCACCUCCUUCCAUUUUCUUGCCAAUACUGCAAGGAGACCUUUCCUGGACCCAUCCCACUUCACCAACAUGAGCGCUACCUGUGCAGAAUGAACGAGGAGAUCAAAACGGUCCUGCAGCCAGUCGAAAGCAGUUCUGCCAGUUGCAGAGGGCUCAUGGCAGAUGAACUAUCCUCUACUGAGAGGGCAACUAGUCCCACUAACUUGUUCAAGGACCACAUGUCUGUGCUGAAUGCCUAUUUCUCCAUGAACAUGGAACCUAACUCAGAGGAACUGCUCAAGAUAUCACUAGCUGUCGGCCUUCCUCAGGAGUUUGUCAAAGAAUGGUUUGUCAAGUCAAAGAGUCAGAACCAACUAAUGGACAGUUUCAGGACAAAGCUGCCCCUUAGUGACCACUGUGGACUAUACCACAGCGUAAGCCAAUCUCCUGUGUCAUUUCCUGCCAUAAAUUUACAUGAUGGCAUCACUAACAGUAAUUCUACACACAGACUUACAAAGCCCAACCAGUUAUCAGCAAACAAGCAAACAACAGGGGAAGAACCACUAGACCCCACAGAGUCAUUGAAGAACAAUACUCUGUCACCCUUAAACCUUUCAUCCACCUCGUAUAAAAACUCCCAGAGUACCUCUUACACUCCAAACAGCAUGGAGGCCAAUGGAGAUAUACCUUUAGAUUUGUCUCUGCCCAAACACAUGGCACAGAAGAGACUCAGAACCAAUGGUUUCAUCAAUGAACACAAAGGGGAACUGUCAGAACACCAACAAGGGUCCAGGCCUUUAGAACUUGUUAACAUCAAGAAGGAGGUUGUAGGUUCUGAUGGGGAAAGGAACUCCAUCCAUCAGCUGGGAAAAACCUCCAGCCCCAUCUUUGGGAUGAAUCCAUUUGCUGCURGCCCUGUCUACACAUCCCUAUCACCUCACAGAGCUUUUCCUCCACCUGCUUUCAUAAAUCCUUCUCAGGCUGCCAUCCCAGGUCUUAGGCCUUACCCAGGCCUAGACCCUAUGAGCUUCUUGCCCCACAUGGCCUAUACCUAUUCCACAGGAGCUACAUUUGCCGAAAUGCAGCAGAGGAGAAAGUACCAGCGCAAAUCAAGUUUUCAGGGGGGUCUGUUGGACGGGACCAUGGACUCUCUGUCAGAUAGCGACUCUCUGCUCUCCAGGAAGAAGAUUAAGAAGACUGAAAGUGGUACGUACGCCUGUGACUUGUGCGACAAAACAUUCCAGAAGACCAGUUCCCUCCUAAGACACAAAUAUGAGCAUACAGGUAAACGUCCACAUCAGUGUCAGAUCUGUAAGAAGGCCUUCAAACACAAACACCACCUGAUCGAGCACUCACGCCUGCAUUCUGGAGAGAAACCGUACCAGUGUGACAAGUGUGGCAAACGCUUCUCUCAUUCAGGAUCGUACUCGCAGCACAUGAAUCACCGCUACUCGUACUGCAAGAGGGAGGCAGAGGAGCGCGAAGCAGCCCACAGGGAGGCUGGAGACCAGGGAGGUCUGGAGUCCACCAAGCUGCUGAUGAGGAGAGCCUACCUGCAGGGGCUGGAGCCCCUGGGAUAUUCAGAUCCUGAGGACCAGCCAGAGGGUCGCAGUGGUACAAUCUUGAGGGGAGGAGGAGAGGGAGGAGGACAGGUGGAGAUGGAGGUGGACAGUAAGAUGUUCGAGGAGGUGACAAACAGAGAGGAAGCAAGUUUCAGGAGAUCAGAGGAAGAUGGUGAUGAUGACGAUGAGGAGGAGGAGGAGAGUGACAGCAGGAGCCAGUCAGUGAUGGAUGAGGAGGGCCAAGACUUGACACAGCUAAUGGACCAACGUUCAGGAGAAGAAAAGACAGAUGGCAGGUCGGACCAGGAGGACUGAUGGAGAACAGAUGAAGAACAUUUUGAUCAGUUUCUGCUUCAUGAUGGACUAAAUGAUAGAAGAUCCUGGGUUUACACUUUACAGGUGUGUUUAACUGACCCUCCUGUUACCUGGACCAGACCUUAUAGGAUCUAUGUUCAUCUGAAGAAACAAAGCCAGAGUUGGAAAAGAACACCUAGAUGUUCUUCAGACUGCACUAAUGACAAGAAGAGAAAACAGUUCCAUGUGGAGCUCAGGGCUAUCAGCUUCUGUUUGGGAUUGAUUUUUUUACUUUCAGGUUUUUCACAACACGAUGUGUACGUCUCCAUUCUGUCAUCAAAGAUGUUUGUAACCUGCUGGAAGUGGAGAAACCUCAAACUUUUACCUUUAGUUUCCCUGUUAGUUUCAUUGUUUGCUUGCUUCAAACUUCCUGAAACACAAGACGUCUGUUCUUGUGAAGAAGUUGGUCUCUGGUAUCAAGAAAAGCACUAAUUGCAAAUUUGUCACAUAGAGACAGCCAUAUUUUCUGACAGAUGUUUUUAAAAAAACAAAAGGUUGGAGCAAACAAUCCAAACUAGACUGCAGUUUAUUUCAUCCACCUGUGAAAACUUGUUUUUUCUGUUGGCUUUGUGUUUCUGUCCUGAACAGAUCUGUCAGACUGACCCUGACAGGUCAAAGGUCACUGAUGUUUGAAGUUAAUAAUGUUAAUAAUGUGAUUAAUUCACUGGAGCACGUUUUUUAUUCUUAUCAGUGUUAAAAUGAUGGAUGCUUUAAAAAGUCAAMCACUUUAAACCUGAUAAAGCUGACCCCUCUGUCUCUGAGCCAGUUGCAGGAGGUUUUGACGGACCGGGUCAAACUCACUUUAUGCAAAACAAGAAAAGAGGAGAAAACUUUUUAAUGUAAUAAAUGAAGAGAAACUCUGUAAUGGACUGUA
Austrofundulus limnaeus is the source of this 4606-nucleotide messenger RNA. RefSeq names its product zinc finger E-box-binding homeobox 2. Gene Ontology annotation, molecular function: DNA-binding transcription factor activity, RNA polymerase II-specific; RNA polymerase II cis-regulatory region sequence-specific DNA binding. Bases 208 to 3693 code for a protein of 1161 amino acids. The record is from RefSeq and is a predicted model, not a curated record. NCBI's taxonomy places the organism in Eukaryota, Metazoa, Chordata, Actinopteri, Cyprinodontiformes, Rivulidae. Gene Ontology annotation, biological process: anatomical structure development; regulation of transcription by RNA polymerase II. The transcript has 9 exons.